Messenger RNA from Ctenopharyngodon idella (grass carp), 5506 nucleotides. It is a transcript of the gene sgip1a, whose product is annotated as SH3GL interacting endocytic adaptor 1a. Lineage: Eukaryota; Metazoa; Chordata; Actinopteri; Cypriniformes; Xenocyprididae. The record is from RefSeq and is a predicted model, not a curated record. Gene Ontology annotation, cellular component: plasma membrane; clathrin-coated vesicle; clathrin-coated pit. Gene Ontology annotation, biological process: clathrin-dependent endocytosis; synaptic vesicle endocytosis; clathrin coat assembly.
UGUGUGUGUCUGCGUAUGUGAAUUCCCAGCGAGGACACUGACAGAAGCGAUGAACCACUCGCCAUGUGACAUGCAGCAGUGCACACGGGAUUGGCUAAGCUGAGUGAUGACCUCAGCAAGCCUCCCUCCCAGCAGCUCUCUCUCUCUCCCCAUCCCUCCCUCCCUCCUUCUCUCUCUGUCUCUCUCCACUCUGCUUUUUUUCCUGCCCCCUUUUGAGCAUCCUUUGGUGAUCGUGUAGACCACAGCCGCAGUGACUAGCAGCAGCAUCCAUGGCCUAAACGCGGAGCCCUAAAACAUCCGACGGCCCGUCGUACGAGGGACACGGGGACUUUAAACUCAAGGGUUUUGGAGGCUGGAAGUGUGCUCUGUUUUUUUACAUCUCUCCAUCUGGUAACCAGGGGCUUCUCUCCUCCCCUCCUCCCGUUUCAGGCUCCUUGGAGAUAGAGGAAUGCAAAUCUGCAAUCAUGAUGGAAGGAUUGAAAAAACGCACCAGGAAGGCCUUCGGGAUACGGAAGAAAGAAAAGGACACUGACUCUACGGGGUCACCAGACAGAGAUGGUGGAGAACUCCAAGAGACUGAAUCGCCACAGAAAAAGACAAAUGGAGCUCCAAAUGGCUUCUACGGGGAGAUUGAUUGGGAGAGAUAUAACUCGCCUGAGGUAGAUGAAGAAGGAUAUAGCAUCAGGCCAGAUGAGGAAGAGGGAGCAGCCCCCAAAGAGAAGACUCACUUUUUCUCCUCCAGUGAGUCUGAAGAAGAGGAGGACCACCGCAAAAAGUUUAAGAUCAAAAUCAAACCCCUGCCAGCAGACGCUAACUUUGCAGCUCCCUCGGUAGAUGAAUUAAAAGCCUCCAUAGGCAACUUAGCUCUGUCUCCCUCGCCUCUGAGGAAUAGUCCGAGACGUAGCCCGGGGCUGGCAAAAAGAAACCCCAGUGAAGAAAUUGCACGACCGAGACGUGCUGUUCCAACGCCUGCACCAGCUCCUGCCCCAUCCCCAACACCUGCAUCUGCGCCUGCGCCUGCACCUGCGCCCACUCUCGAGCCUGCUAGUAAUAAGAAAUCUCCAGUGCCAGAGGAUGCAACAGCCUUAUUCGGCCCUCCGCUGGAGACAGCCUUUGAUGAGCAGAAGACCAGUGAAGCGGUGAUAGAGGAACCUGAGGUUUGGGGUGCACCCCUGCCUGAGCAACACCUAGAAUCCUCACUGGCAAGAUCUUUUCCUACAGGAACUCUGCCUCCGCUUCCGCCUAAGAAUGUGCCGACCUCCCCUCCUCCGAUUGAAUCUCCUGCUACAGAGCCUACCGAUGUACAGAAAGAAGAGGAAAAUUCAAGACAGACCUCACAGAGGCCCUCUAUAACUGAUCUGGACAACAUCUUUGGUCCAGAAGACUCCCCCAAACCUGGUCAAGAUGUUGGAGACAAGUGGGUCUGCUUCAAUGAGGAGUCACCUGAAAGACCUCCUCGCUCUGAAGGAGGAGAACCAGUACCUCCACUCCCCUUGUCUCCGCCUCCCCCAGCAGAACCAGCACCCCCAGCACCUCCAUUACCUAAAUCACCCCCUCCAUCUGAGGAGCUGAACCCUCCUUUACCAAAAUCUCCACCACCUCCUGCAGAGCUGGCACCUUCUCCACCUUCCAGUGAGUCACAAAGGGAAAGCCCCCCACCUGUCCCACCUGUUCCCAAAGACACCACUCCUUCUCCUCCAACUGUCCCGCCUCCUCCGGUGGAAGAGGCCCCGCCCCCACCGACACCGGAUGAUCUUUUUCAGUCCACUACAGACUUUUCACCAUGUGCUCCUCUGACGGAGACCCGAUCAGACUCAACCAACAGCCCACCAUCCACUGUAGAGACAAGUGCACGCACAAUCCCUCCGCCCUUGGUUCUGAACCAAGAGGACAAGAAAAGCCCUGACGAGAUUCCAUCAAAAGAGAACCCCAGUGAGAGCAGCACUUCACCCAAAGAGAUUUGUCAAGGACCACGUUCGACACCUCCUCCUCCACCACCUCCUACAUACAGGGCGGUAGUGUCAUCCCCAGGGCCCAUCCCUUCAGCUGGUACAGGUGAAAAUGAAAGUGGCUCCUCCUCCCCUGCACGCCCCUCUACGCCAUUGGCUACCAGCAGCUCUCCCCCUCCCCCUCCCCCACCUCGACCACCCUCACGACCCAAACUGCCUCCUGGGAAACCAAGCGUAGGGGAUGUGAAUCGGCCGUUCAGCCCCCCUGUACACUCGUCAAGCCCCCCUCCUCUGGCUCCGCUGGCCCGUGCGGAGAGCACCUCUUCCAUCUCCUCCACCAACUCUCUGAGUGCUGCCACCACGCCCACCGUCGGUAAAGAGCUCUCCGUGUCUGUGUCAGAAGAUGACGCUUUUGUAGACAAACUUCCCAACUUUGAGAGACGGACAGACGUUCCAGCAGGCUGUUCUCGAGGGCCCAGUCCACUCACCAUGGGGGCCCAGGACACACUGCCUGUGGCUGCAGCUUUCACAGAGACAGUCAGUGCCUACUUCAAAGGAGCUGACCCCAAUAAGUGUGUGGUGAAGAUCACCGGAGAGAUGGUGUUGUCCUUCCCAGCAGGCAUCACACGGCAUUUUGCAAAUAACCCCUCGCCCGCUGUGCUAACCUUCAGCAUAACCAACUACAGUCGUCUGGAACACGUCCUUCCUAACCCACAGUUACUGUGCUGUGACACCACACAGCCAAAUCCAAACUCAAAGGAGUUCUGGGUGAAUAUGCCAAACCUGAUGACCCAUUUAAAGAAGGUGGCGGAGCAGAAACCACAGGCAACUUACUACAAUGUAGACAUGUUGAAAUAUCAGGUGUUACCGAAAGGUCUACAGUCCACUCCUCUAAAUCUAGCAGUGAGCUGGAGGUGUGAACCCACCAGUACCGAUCUGAGGAUAGACUACAAAUACAACGGUGGGGCCAUGACCACUCCUGUCGCCCUCAACAAUGUUCAGUUCCUCAUCCCUGUGGACGGAGGCGUCAGCAAACUGCAGGCUGUGCUUCCCCCAGCUGCCUGGAAUGCAGAACAGCAGAGAAUCUUAUGGAAGAUUCCUGAUAUUUCACAGAAGUCUGAGAAUGGAGGUGUAGGAUCCCUGCUGGCCCGUUUCCAGCUAACAGAGGGUCCCAGUAAACCCGCCCCGGUGGCAGUGCAGUUCACCAGUGAGGGCAGCACUCUGUCAGGCUGUGACAUUGAACUGGUUGGCCUUGGAUAUCGUUUUUCCCUUAUCAAGAAGAGGUUCGCAGCAGGAAAAUACAUGGCAGACAACUAAACGGCAUCUUUGAUCCAUGCAAGUCUGCAUAUUUUGGACCAAUUCUGAAUAUUUAAAACACAGGACAGAUCACAAGCCUGACCCCUACCUGACCUUAUGGAUAAACCUUUGUAGAUGUACAAUACAGGUGGACCUCACACACUCCAGCAGUAUUAUAUGAGUUGCAUUGUAAAAUGUGGAACGUUUUAGAGUGUACUUAUAUGUGUGAACUGUAUUCACUUUGCAACAUCUUUAUUACGGCAGUUAAAUGACCUGGGGUUUGUUCGUAAGGUUUAGCCUCUACUUCUGUCCAAUGUGUUAUUGGCUGUGCCUACCUGAACCUGAAUUUUCUGUAUCCUUCUCUAAAAGAGAUACUGAACAUGUAAUGUUUUUAUUACUCUAUGCAUUCAGUUUGUCAAAAAGUAUCACAUUUUCGAACAAGGUAGCAAAUUAGUGCGGUAAACAACUGAUUGUCUAAAAGAGGAAUGAGCCUCUGCCACAAGAUGGCGCUAUACCGUUGCAUGUAGUAAGAGGUCUGCACCAGAUUUUGGUAUUGCUCAAGCUUAUUUAGUCAUGAAAACGUAUUCAGGAAUAUCUCUUUUUAAUUUACUCAGUGCAGUCAGGUUCAUUAAUUGGAAAACAAUAGUUUUUUUUUUUUUUGAAACUCUUUGUAGAAAUUUGUAGUCAGCCACUGCUUUAAAACUCUCCUGCUUGCAAUAGACACACACAAACAUGAUUUUCCUCAACAGAAAAGUCCUUUUAAAUGGGUAAUAUAUAUCUUGAAGGCCGUUUGGUGUUUUCUUGUAUUGUUAAAUAGCCUUUCUGUUAUUCCCAAGGGAACAGUGUUAGACAUCAGAGUACAUGACAUCACUCUAUUUUUAUUUAUUCAUGAUUUGUUGUAUAAAAAAAAAAGAAACAAGUUACACUGUAUAUGAAUAGACUUUGAAUGGUAUCAUAAUUUAGGAUCCUUGAAGUUUUUGUUAUCUGUGUAGUUGGGUAAGCUGUGUACAGUAUAAGGUAUAAGAUAUAAUUUUUAAAUUUAUUUCAGAUAUAAGUUUUUUAACUCAAGUGCAACAGAAAAUUUACGCUAUAUAUAUGGGUCGGGUGACAUGUAAAAGAAAAAAUGAAACGGGAUACUGUAUCUACCUAGAUGCGUCAUGCUUAAUGUUAUUACAGUGUUAUGUAUAGCAGCACUAUUAGUUCAACAAUGGAUUGUCAGCUUUUGGACAUUGUAAAUUCUUUUCUCAUUCACGCAGAUGUGUUUGUAUCCAGCCUCUCCCCUCAGUAUCCUGAGCAUGAGUCCCUGCGCUUGAGAACCUCUUUAUUUUGCAAAUGGUAACGGUCUCUGUGAGAUGACAAGGUUCUUGAGUGGUUAAAUGACCAAAUCGUUUUUGUUUUUUUUUCUUUUCGUUUGUACGUGUAUCUCCAGAAUUGUCCUUUAAGAGAAAAAAAGCUGCAUAUUUUUUAAAUGUUUAAACCUAUGAAUAAAGUGAAAAAUAUUGUUUCUUGUGGAAAAAAAAAAAUGAAAAGGACAAAAAAACACUGUGUUACUGUUUAAAUUCCCAGAUGUUCUGAUGUUCACUGUCAGGAACAAACAUGUUGGUUACAUCUUUGAGUGUCUGAUGUAGACAUUGUGAUGGUUUGGAGAUGAUUACUGGUGCUUUGUGAUUCAUAGGAUUCCAUCCACAUUUAACGUUAAGGAUGAGCGGAGCGUCGCCGUCCGUUAACACUGCAUUGCAUAUUUUAUGAGCACUGUAACUAAAGGGUUUUUUAUUGCACUGAGUUUAAUCGAAGAACAACUAGGAGUCUCUCAGCUGAAAGAAAAAAAAACCUAUGAAUUCAAUUCUGUGUAGUGCUUAAUCAGUAUGUCUACAUGGUCCAAAGUGAAACGUCUCUCAGAUGCGCAAAAGAAGUGAGAAAACUCAUGUCAGUUUGAUGUAAGUGGAGCUGUGUGUGAAAGUUGAGUUGCAUUAGUGUGUGUGUGUGUGUGUGUGUGUGUGAAGUUGUGUCUGUGUAGGAGGGAGUGUGCGUGUGCGUGUGUGUGUGCGCGCGCGUGUGCGUGUGUGUGUGUGCGUGUGUGCGUGUGUGUGUGCGUGUGUGUGUGUGUGUGUGUGUGUGUGUGUGUGUGUGUAUGCACGCUGUCUGGUAACUGUAAAUCAUCUCUUCCCAGCAACAUGUGCAAGCUGUGUUUGUACAAAAAAUGUUAACAAAGAUCUGAGAUUACUUUGCUCUUUCCAAAACAAUAAAACAUAUAAGCCUGA